This is a messenger RNA of Colletotrichum siamense, 1650 nucleotides long. Its product is annotated as Baeyer-Villiger monooxygenase. The transcript has 4 exons. Gene Ontology annotation, molecular function: N,N-dimethylaniline monooxygenase activity; NADP binding; flavin adenine dinucleotide binding. Lineage: Eukaryota; Fungi; Ascomycota; Sordariomycetes; Glomerellales; Glomerellaceae. Bases 1 to 1650 code for a protein of 549 amino acids. The record is from RefSeq and is a predicted model, not a curated record.
AUGACACACGACGUUGACGUGCUAGUCGUUGGCGCUGGCAUGUCCGGCAUUGGCUUAGCCAUUCAGCUCAUUCGUCAACACAAGACAAGAAGUUUUGAGUUGAUCGAGAAGUCAGACAGCGUUGCUGGGACGUGGUGGGUGAACUCAUAUCCAGGAUGUGGAUGCGAUGUGCCAUCUCACUUUUACUCAUACUCUUUCGAGUUGAACCCGAACUGGUCUCAGAAAUUUGCCUUACAGCCUGAGAUUUAUCGAUAUUUCACAGAUGUGGCAGACAAGUAUGACAUCCCGAAACACGUCCGCUUCCGGCAAGUUGUGGAAUCUGCCAAAUGGGACAGCCCCUCGGGCACGUGGAUCGUCACCAUACGAGACUUGGAAUCAUCCCAGAUCAGACAACGUCGCUGUAAGGUUCUAGUAUCCGCAGUCGGAGCGUUGUCAAUCCCGAAGAAGUGUGACAUUCCCGGGGCAUCUACCUUUCAGGGACGGAUGUUCCAUACCGCCGAAUGGGACCAUUCCUUUGACUGGAAAGGCAGAGAUGUUGUAGUGAUUGGAAACGGCUGCAGUGCCACGCAAGUCGUUCCUGCGAUCAGCGAAGGCAAUGAAGCUGCCAAGAAAGUCACCCAGUUCAGUCGCCAAUCCCACUGGCUGGCAGAGGGACAGAACCCAAAGUACUCCAACUUGUUUAAGUGGACUAUGCAAUGGGUGCCUUUUGCAAUGCGCGCAUAUCGUGCGAUGCUGUACUUGGAAAAGGAGAAGGGCUUCCAGGGCUUCGACACCGCCUCCGGCGCAGAGAUCAGAAAAGGCUGGUCUGAGGAAGCCGCUGCUUACAUUCGAACCAACUCUCCGGCAAAAUAUCGAGAUUUCCUGGUCCCGAAGACGGAGAUUGGAUGCAAACGCAGGGUCAAUGACACGGGAUAUCUCGCCAGCCUGCACCGCGCGAAUGUCGACCUGAUCUACGAUGACCCAAUCACUGAGAUCACCAAAGAUGGUGUUUGCACUUCGUCUGGCCGUCAUGUUUCUGCCCAUGCUAUUGUGCUGGCAACCGGUUUUGAUACGCAGAAGGUCCUGUCGCCGAUGGAGAUCUAUGGCAAGGACGGUGUGAGCAUCAACGAACACUGGGACAUAGUUAGCGACGGCUCGCCCUCGUCUUACUUCGGUACUUGCCUCUCCGGCUUUCCCAAUUUGUUCAUCAUGAUGGGACCAAACACCCUCAGCGGCCAUCUCUCUGUCAUUUACACUACUGAGUGUCAAAUCAACUUCACCAUGCGCGCGAUAGCACCGAUUCUGAAAGCCUUGCACAGCCGUAGGUCUUUGCUCCCUGCAAUGGGCAAGCUCACGGAUGUCAUGGAGGUUACACCCGAGGCCGAGAUGCGGGACAUCAAUGAGACUCAGGACAAGGCUAAGGGUCUUGUGUGGGGGACUGGGUGCACCUCGUGGUUCAUUGACCCGAAGACGAACAGAAACACCAUCAUGUUCCCGGACUGGCAGUACAAGUUCUGGUUUCGAAGCGUCUUUGUUUCGUGGAAUGAUCUGAGAUACACCACAUCCGCAGCUGCUACGAAGGAAGAACAAGGCGGUAGACUGGGCUUGGGCUUACUUGUGACUGUUCUGGCCGCCGGAUUGGUCGCAGUCGGCGCCUAUUUGUUCAACUAA